AUGAUCCAUGGACAGGCGCAGGCUCACGACACAAGCGAAAUCAACGUAAUCAAGAGAGCUCGUGCAGCGCCACGGGAGCUGGUUCGCAUGGACGGUCCAUCAACACGAGUAGGACGCACAAUAACAUUCUAUGCCAAGACUAGAAGUCAGGAGUUCGGCCAAAAGACGGGCCUUGGCGGUAAUCAAGCGGCCUGUCUGUCUUCGCCCGGCAUUCAAUGCUGGCCGACAAGGAGCGCCGCGGGAAUUGGUAUGAUAAUCACUGUCGCCGCCAAAACGGAUUUCGCCACGCCUUUUGAUGCCGCUCUAGCGGCGACAGAUACCAAAUGUUAG
Messenger RNA from Pseudocercospora fijiensis CIRAD86, 330 nucleotides. RefSeq lists its product as uncharacterized. The record is from RefSeq and is a predicted model, not a curated record. The coding region runs from base 1 to 330 and encodes 109 amino acids. NCBI's taxonomy places the organism in Eukaryota, Fungi, Ascomycota, Dothideomycetes, Mycosphaerellales, Mycosphaerellaceae. The transcript has 11 exons.